UUACAGCUGUUCGCGCUUUUUCAUUUCAAUUUACAGUUUGAACACACAAAUGACAAAAGCCGUAAAACAAAGCGGCAUAAUACGCUUAAAAGCCAGGAUAUGCGAUCUGGAGCGUACCCUACUGGGCGGGCAAAGUUUUCGCUGGCGCAAAUUGUGCGCUGAGCCCAAAGUCAAAUAUUGCGGCGUCGCCUUGAACACCUACUGGGUGCUGCGGCCCGAGGACGAGCAUAUUGUUUAUGAAGCACAUGCAGCGGGCACCCAACGUGAACACAAUUUCGGCUCAUUGUUGAGCGACUAUCUGCGGGCCGAUUUCGACUUGGAGUCGGAGCAGGCCGGCUGGAUGCAAGCGGAUGAGCAUUUUGGCAAAUUUGUGGGCAAGCCGGUGCGCAUGCUGUCACAGGAGCCGCUGGAGAACAUUGUUUGCUUCAUGUGCAGCCAAAACAACAAUAUAAAACGGAUAUCCGCCAUGAUUCAAUGGUUUUGCGCCGCCUACGGACACAAAAUUGGACACUUUCAUGGGCAGGAUGAGUACACGUUUCCCACACUCAAAGCGCUCAGCGAACGCAGCUGCAGCGAGCUGGAUGCGGAGCUGCGUGCCGCCAAGUUUGGCUAUCGUGCCAAGUUCAUAGCCCGUUCGCUGUCGCAGAUUCAGGCGCUUGGCGGCAAUGACUGGUUCGAGCAGCUGCGUCAGUUGCCCUACGCUGAGGCGCGCGAGGCUUUGGUACAGCUGCCCGGCAUUGGCUACAAGGUGGCCGAUUGCAUCUGCCUCAUGUCGCUGGGCCAUCUGGAGGCGGUGCCCAUUGAUACGCACAUUUUUAAGCUAGCGCAGCGCCAUUACCUGCCCCACCUGGCCACCCAGAAGAGCGUGACCAGCAAAAUCUAUGCUGAGGUGGCGCAGCAUUUUCAGCAGCUGCAUGGCAAAUACGCCGGCUGGGCGCAAACGGUUCUAUUCUGUGCGGACUUGCCGCAGUUUCAGGAUAGGUCCCAACAAGAAGCCAAGCCUAAGAAGCGCAAAAAAUGAUUCAAUUAGAUUUUGUUUUAUGUACAUUAUGUGUAUGUAUAUAUUCCUACAUACAAACGUGUCCGUCAUCCCACAUAGAUAUUUAUGUUAUUUUUAGCCAAAAUUAUCCCUGUGUGUACUCUAACCCGUC
Messenger RNA from Drosophila novamexicana, 1151 nucleotides. It is a transcript of the gene Ogg1, whose product is annotated as N-glycosylase/DNA lyase. Lineage: Eukaryota; Metazoa; Arthropoda; Insecta; Diptera; Drosophilidae. The transcript is spliced from 4 exons. The record is from RefSeq and is a predicted model, not a curated record. Gene Ontology annotation, biological process: base-excision repair; nucleotide-excision repair; base-excision repair, AP site formation. Gene Ontology annotation, cellular component: nucleus. The coding region runs from base 50 to 1021 and encodes 323 amino acids. Gene Ontology annotation, molecular function: damaged DNA binding; 8-oxo-7,8-dihydroguanine DNA N-glycosylase activity.